This is a messenger RNA of Ambispora leptoticha, 259 nucleotides long. The record is from the annotation of a GenBank genome assembly. NCBI's taxonomy places the organism in Eukaryota, Fungi, Glomeromycota, Glomeromycetes, Archaeosporales, Ambisporaceae.
AUGGCAGCUGCAGUAGUUGUAUCUUUAGGUGUUUCAAUAGUUUCGCUUGCCGUAGCUCUUGGCAACAAUAUUGUUAAACAAAAUCAAGAUAAACAAAAUCAAGAACAUGUUUUAAUUCAUGAUGAUUCUGGAUGGAAAAACCUUAAUCCAUAUGAAUGUGUCGUUUUUAGCUUCAGACCAAAUAUUUGGGGAACAACCCAUUUUUGGUGUACAGUAAAAUCUCAAGGCAUUCAUAAAACAUUUCCAUUAUAUGGCGAAG